This is a messenger RNA of Soboliphyme baturini, 264 nucleotides long. The record is from the annotation of a GenBank genome assembly. NCBI's taxonomy places the organism in Eukaryota, Metazoa, Nematoda, Enoplea, Dioctophymatida, Soboliphymatidae.
AUGCUCGGCCAUGAGAAGGGUCUUCGACCCGUGUCAAAGACCCGUCACCAGGUUCAGGUCGGUGGUGGAGGACCGCCCGUUGAAAAACCACCAUUCGCGCGCCUGACUUCCCCGACACAGCCAACACGUGCGUCGCGCUCGACCUUGAAACCGGUCGUAGGUGGUAACGGCGAUGGGGACCAGGCGCUACCAGGGAAAGAAAAGGCGCGUGUAGUGGAACACGUGCGCACGUGGCAGUUCGAACAGGUCAUGGACGGCUCAUGA